AGUAUACUGAAAGCGAAUUUCUUUCAAGCUGAGAACUUCCAAACAUAGCAUAAGAAUGGAGAUUGUCCUGAAAGAACAGUCCCCAUAAUACGGAAUUUAAAAAAACUAACUAUGAUCAAAGAGAAUGAGGUAUCCUUCUAACACAGAGAAUUCUUUUUUUCUUUUCUUUUUUUUUCUCUUCUAGUCUACAAUUUAUUUAAAUUUAUGUUAGUUUAAAUAUAUGUUUUUAAUUUUCAUAUAUGAAAAAGUACGCCCAAAUUACUUCGCGAGUUGGCCACUGGCCACUACUAUGGAUUAGAAGCUUAUCCUAACGUAUGGCACCCAAAUGUCACAUCUACUGGAGAAUUUAGUACUUCUCAAGUUUGGAUAUCAUCAUCAGGUCCAAUAGUAAACUCUAGCACAAUGGAAGCAGGAUGGAUGGUUGCGUUAAUGCUGCUUGUGGGUUCGUGCAAGUAUCUCAAAGUUGCUUUCGGUACACCAUAGAGCCUGUUUCCCAAUACAAUGGAAAGCAGUACGAAACAUACAUGUCCAUUAGGAAGUUACCAGACACAAAUUGGUGGCUCAUAUAUCAAGACGAGCAAGUAGGGUAUUGGCCUGCCAACAUCUUCAAAGAGUUUGGAGAGUAUGCUGCACACAUUAAUUUUGGUGGAAAGAUUUAUAACUCAGAACCAGGCGGUAUUCACACAUCCACACAAAUGGGGAGUGGCCAUUUUUCGAGUGAAGGCUAUGGAAGAGCUUAUUUUAUUCGGAAUAUUAGGUACUCUAACAAAAAUGGAACCUUUGUAAGUCCCAAACCCUCAGCGUUUCAGCAACUUGUAAAAAAGCCUGUGCUAUGAUUUAUAUCUUUCUGCUGGAAAAAACAACUAUGAAACCCAUAUCUUUUUUGGGGGUCCUGGGUACUCAAAUACAUGUCCAAAAUGGUAAGAGACUAAAGAAGAAAUGAAAAUAAAUUGCU
Quercus lobata is the source of this 955-nucleotide messenger RNA. RefSeq lists its product as uncharacterized. The record is from RefSeq and is a predicted model, not a curated record. Bases 414 to 836 code for a protein of 140 amino acids. Lineage: Eukaryota; Viridiplantae; Streptophyta; Magnoliopsida; Fagales; Fagaceae. The transcript is spliced from 3 exons.